CAACUGUUGAAGGAGGAAGCUCCAAAUUCCAUACCCACCCACAUCUUGUCUACCCACUCACUCACUAUGACAUGACGACAACAUUCCUUUCCUUAUAAACCAUCAUCAACUCACGUCGAAAUCGAGGUCGACAGCAACGAUGGCUCCAGGUACAGCUCAGCAGUCGCAACAGCGGCAGUUUGUGCAUCCAACUGCCAGUCAUGCCAAGAAAAAAGCUCCAAGCGCAUAUUCUAUGCAACCGAUUUCCGCCUUCUACUGGUUCUUCGGUGCCGCUCUCGUGUCCGCCUGGUUCGCCCCGAUUCAAGAUUGCGAUGAGACGUUCAAUUACUGGGAACCGACUCACUACCUGUCCCAUGGUUACGGUCUUCAGACGUGGGAAUAUUCUCCAGACUAUGCUAUCCGCAGCUGGCUCUACAUCGCCUUCCACGCCAUUGUCGGCAAUGUGCGCCGUAUAUUUCCUCACUCGAAUAAGGUUGCCGAGUUCUACUUCGUGCGGUUUGGGCUAGCUUUUGUGUGCGCCAUCACUCAGACGAUCCUUUUCAUGGUCACCAGCACAACACUCAACAGCCGAAUUGGCCUUUUCUUCCUCAUCGCGACCGUUGCCAGCCCCGGAAACUUCCAUGCAAGCACUGCUUACCUUCCAUCGAGCUUUGCAAUGUACCUGGUCACUGUGGGAGCUGCAGCUUUUAUGAACUGGCGAGGUGGUCUCAAGACUUCUCAGGGUAUGUUUUGGUUUGCUGCUGCUGGAAUUCUGGGGUGGCCCUUUGCUGCUGCACUUUGCGCGCCCUUCAUGCUCGAAGAGCUCAUCCUGCUUGCAUUUGGUGACAAGACAGCGUUGUGGGAAGCCUUUGUUCGCAUUGGCCGUGGUGUAGUUUCUGCAGUCUUGCUUCUUGCCGGCGACUACUUUGUCAACCUCUUUUUCUAUAAGAAGGCGGUUUCUGUGACAUGGAACAUUGUCAAGUAUAACAUCUUCUCAUCAAACCACGGCCCAGAGCUAUAUGGAACAGAGCCUUGGACAUUCUACUUCAAGAAUUUGGCAUUGAACUUCAACCUCUGGUUUGUUCUGGCUCUUGCUGCUCUGCCUCUAUUCAUACUCCAGAAGAUCAUUGCACCAUCUGGCCAAGGGUUUCAGACCGGGUUGAGGACCAUUGUGUUUCUCUCCCCCUUCUACAUGUGGCUGGCUAUCUUCAGCACACAGCCUCACAAGGAGGAAAGGUUCAUGUAUCCGGCAUAUCCCUUCCUUUCGCUCAACGCAGCCAUUUCUCUUCAUAUGAUUUUGACUGCCUUAGGCAACUCUGAUCCCAAGUCUCUCGUUGGAAAGAUUCCUGCCAAGCUGAAGCUCCUGGUUGUUACUCUCACCAUGAUUCUGUCUAUCGAUGUCGCUCUUUUCCGUGUCUAUGGUAUCUGGUCCGCUUACUCUGGACCUAUGAAGAUUUACUCUCCCCUGUGGGAGGGAACAGAUGGCAAAGAGCCCAUUGGUCGCGAGGAGGAUACCGUCUGCUUCGGAAAAGAGUGGUAUCGUUUCCCCUCAUCUUACUUUCUGCCCAGGGAUAUGCAUGCCAAGUUUGUCCGCUCCGAAUUCAGAGGUCUUCUGCCUGGUGAAUUCGCUCAAGCCGAGACUGGCUUCGGCUUCUGGAGCGGUACUUGGCUUCCAACAGCGGGUAUGAAUGAUCACAACGAGGAGGACUUGGGUAAAUACACUGAGCUCCCAGCGUGCACAUUCCUGGUCGACACUCAAUAUCCAGAGAGGAACGACCCUCUGCCACCAAAUGAACCCGACUACAUUGCAGACGAGAAGAACUGGGAAAUUGUCAAGUGCGAGCCUUUUCUUGACGCUGCCAAGACACACAUGCUCGCAAGGACUCUUUGGGUUCCGGAUGCGUCAUUCAUCCCGGACAAGUUCAAGAGAAAAUGGGGUAGGCACUGUCUGUUGCAGCGAAAGAAUGCUGCUGAGCCUGCUGCUGCCAAGUAGAAAGCUUCAGGAUUUUGCGAGCGAGCGACUGCGUUGAUAGCGAAAAGAUAGAAAGUACUUAUCUGUCAGAUAGAUAGACCAGGUCCAAUAAAAUUGGAUAGUACUCAAACAGUAAUGUAAUCUUGAUGCAUGCAGUGUGCGUCGCAUCGCUUCAGGUCUACCGCCUGCUGUGGUACUCCUUUCCAAACAAUCAAGGCGAGUAAGGGCCUCGAAAUUCUUGAUUUCAUCACAUCCAAGCUAUUUUCAGAGGGUUACGGUUACACAUAACGGCAGAGCCCUACUUUGUAAAAGUGUCUGGUACCACGAAAGGCAUGUAUGUAUCUUUCCGAAGAGCCUCAGGUACCAGUCCAUCGGUUGUAUUCAUUUACUGAUGAUGGGCGAUGCUCUUCUUUGGUGCGGUGCUCCUAGAUCCACGGUCGUUGGUUGGAUGUAUUGAGUCGAGUACUUGCGCGAAGGAUAUCUUGGUGCUGAACUGGGUAUCUUGUCAAUACGACCAACCCUCCACAUCCUCGAGUUCCGGACACGCCUCUGACCUUAGCAAUAAUCUUGGCAUCAGAUUAGUGCUUCAACCUUGGUUGGACCAACCUCCUCAGGUGACAACAUCUCGUAUUUCGUUUGCAUGGCGACCAGUCCUGUCCAUGAUGCAAACACUUCACAGCUGCAGCCUUGACAAUCAGGAAACUGACAAGUAAGUAAAAAUGCAGACAGUCUUGGUACAAAGGACCCAAAGAAUCCAACG
Messenger RNA from Fusarium verticillioides 7600, 2711 nucleotides. Its product is annotated as alpha-1,2-mannosyltransferase. Bases 140 to 1972 code for a protein of 610 amino acids. The transcript has 4 exons. Gene Ontology annotation, biological process: protein N-linked glycosylation. Gene Ontology annotation, molecular function: alpha-1,2-mannosyltransferase activity. Gene Ontology annotation, cellular component: endoplasmic reticulum membrane. Lineage: Eukaryota; Fungi; Ascomycota; Sordariomycetes; Hypocreales; Nectriaceae. The record is from RefSeq and is a predicted model, not a curated record.